This is a messenger RNA of Colletotrichum costaricense, 753 nucleotides long. RefSeq names its product JmjC domain-containing protein. Bases 1 to 753 code for a protein of 250 amino acids. The record is from RefSeq and is a predicted model, not a curated record. The transcript has a single exon. Gene Ontology annotation, molecular function: 2-oxoglutarate-dependent dioxygenase activity. NCBI's taxonomy places the organism in Eukaryota, Fungi, Ascomycota, Sordariomycetes, Glomerellales, Glomerellaceae.
AUGAACCAAUUCGCCCACCACAUGUUCCCAUACGAGUUCAUAAGUCCUCAGAUCGCCGACGAUUCUGGAGUUUUAGUGAACACAACACAACAGUUUCUUGCAUGGCUCGCGUCUGAUCCGGAUCCCAUGGGUGCAGUGCUAGCAGGCAUCGUCCAUGCAGCAUCCCACCCAGAUGCCUCGGAGCCAAAGUUCUCGUCAUUCGUUGCUCCCCUGCAACUCCUUCUCAAGGCUGCGGAAUUCAACAGCCUGCACGAGAAGAAGAUCAAGCAGCUUUACAUCGCCCAGGCUCAACUCCCGGACCUACCUCUAGAACUCCAGGAAGACCUGCCUGUCCCACGCAUUGUCUUGGAAGCCGGUAAAGGCGACGUAUACAAUUCGAGCUUGUGGCUUGGGCUGGAGCCGACAUAUACCCCGCUACAUCGCGAUCCGAACCCUAAUUUGUUCUGUCAACUUGUUGGCAGCAAAACAGUCCGCCUGCUACCGCCGUCAUCUGGCGAUCGGUUGUAUCGUCAGAUACAGGCUCAGCUUCAGCAGUCGGGGAGUAGUCGCAUCAGAUCGACGGAAAUGAUGGAGGGCCGCGAGAGGGUAGCAAUGAACACAGCUGUCUGGGGAUCGGAGAGCCACGCGGAUAUUACAGAGGCUCAAUUGGGCCCUGGAAAUGCUCUCUUCAUCCCCAAAGGUUGGUGGCAUAGUGUCAAGAGUAGACAUCAUGAUGGGAGGUUGAAUGCCUCCGUGAAUUGGUGGUUCAGGUAG